Messenger RNA from Acanthochromis polyacanthus (spiny chromis), 6374 nucleotides. RefSeq names its product sarcosine dehydrogenase (gene sardh). Gene Ontology annotation, cellular component: mitochondrion. The record is from RefSeq and is a predicted model, not a curated record. Gene Ontology annotation, molecular function: protein binding; oxidoreductase activity. NCBI's taxonomy places the organism in Eukaryota, Metazoa, Chordata, Actinopteri, Pomacentridae.
UCCUGUCCAACAGGGGAGGGCUGAAAGCAGGAGCUACAGCUGCAGUUACACUAUCUGAUAGCUACUGAACUGAACCUCCUGGGCCACACUAGCAACGCUGUUGCUCCGUGGAACCAUUCGGCCAUUUUUUCCUCCACAUUUCUUGGAGCACUUACUUUCUGCACUUUCUGCAAGCGCUUUACUUUCCCCGGCUUUGUUUUUUUUGUUGCACGUCUCGCAUCGAGUGUGUUUUCCCGGACGGGCCGUAAGGAAUCGAGUUGGCCAUGGCCUUCCUUGGGAGUGUAGUUCGGCGAGUGGCGUCGGCAGUUCGGCCUCCUCUGUCUCCGUUGUGCCGGCUGAGCUCUCGGGCCUACAGCUCAGAGCACACCAAGGAGAAGAAUGUUCCCUAUAAGAAGACACUGAAACAGGCGGAUGGAGCUUCUUCUGGACCUACUAAGCCUUUACCCAAGUCGGCCGAUGCGGUGGUGAUCGGAGGAGGCAGUCUGGGCUGUCAGACCAUCUACCACCUGGCUAAGAUGGGGAUGACCAAUGUGGUUCUGCUGGAGAGAGACAGACUAACUUCUGGCACCACCUGGCACACUGCAGGUCUGCUGUGGCAGCUCCGUCCCAGCGAUGUCGAGGUGGAGCUUUUGGCCCACACCAGGAAUGUGGUCUGCAAAUACCUGGAGGAGGAGACGGGUCUCCACACAGGCUGGAUCCAGAACGGAGGAGUCUUCGUCGCUUCCAACAAACAGAGGCUGGACGAGUACAAGCGCCUCAUGUCGCUGGGUAAAGUUUAUGGUAUCGAGUCUCAUGUCCUGUCACCUGCUGAGACCAAGGACCUGUAUCCUCUGAUGAACACAGACGACCUGUAUGGAACGCUGUAUGUUCCAACGGAUGGCACCAUGGACCCUGCAGGAACUUGCACCGCAUUGUCCAGAGCUGCCUCCGCCAGGGGAGCCACGGUGAUCGAGAACUGCCCUGUGACUGGUAUCCAAGUGCGGACAGAUGACCUCGGGGUGAAGAAGGUGAAGGCAGUGGAGACCGCUCAUGGAACCAUAGAGACGCCUUGUGUGGUGAACUGUGCAGGUGCGUGGGCCACCAAACUGGGGGAAAUGGCCGGAGUCAAGGUUCCUCUCGUUGCGAUGCAUCAUGCCUACGUGGUGACAGAGAGGAUUGAAGGCAUUCAGAACAUGCCAAAUGUCAGGGAUCACGAUGCGUCCGUGUACCUUCGACUCCAAGGCGAUGCCCUGUCUGUGGGUGGCUAUGAGCACAACCCCAUCUUCUGGGAUGAGGUGUCCGAUAAGUUUGCCUUCAGCCUGUUUGACCUGGACUGGGAUGUAUUCAUGCAGCAUAUCGAGGGCGCAGUCAACAGAGUUCCUGUUCUGGAGCAAACCGGCAUUAAAUCCACCGUCUGUGGACCAGAGUCAUUCACCGCAGACCAUAAGCCUCUGAUGGGAGAAGCUCCAGAGGUCAGAGGUUACUUCCUGGGCUGCGGCUUCAACAGUGCUGGUAUGAUGCUGGGAGGAGGCUGCGGGAGAGAGCUGGCUCACUGGGUCAUACAUGGCCGCCCCGAAAAGGACAUGUACGGAUAUGACAUCAGGCGCUUUCAUAACUCGCUGACAGGCAACAGCCGCUGGCUCAGAGAGAGGAGCCACGAGUCGUAUGCUAAAAACUACUCGGUGGUGUUCCCGUUUGAUGAGCCGCUGGCCAGCCGGAACAUGAGGAGGGACCCUUUACAUCAGGUGCUGACAGAACAAGGCUGUGUGUUCCAGGAGCGACAUGGCUGGGAGAGACCUGGCUGGUUCAACAAAGACGGACCUGCUCCUCUUAAAGACUAUGAUUACUAUGGGUCUUAUGACAUUAAGAAGAAUGUAAACUACAAAUACAACGAGCUGCUGAACAAAGAGUACACCUUUGGAUUCCCUCCGCAUCACGAUGUGAUUAAGAGUGAGUGCCUUUCAUGUAGACACAGUGUGGCUGUGUUUGACAUGUCCUACUUUGGAAAGUUCUAUCUCACUGGACCAGGCAAGAAGGCAGCUGAUUGGUUGUUCACAGCUGAUGUCAACAAGAAGCCAGGCUCCACAGUGUAUACCUGCAUGUUGAAUAAAAGAGGAGGAGCAGAGGCCGACCUGACAGUGAGCCGACUGGAGGCUGGUGCUGCCAACCUGCCCCUGGCACCAGAAUCCAACGGUGAUGCGUACUACCUGGCCAUCGGAGGCGGUGUAGCAGAACACAACUGGAACCACAUUAGAUCAGUUCUUCAAGACCAAGGCUUCCGCUGCCAGCUGACAGACCACUCUGAGGACAUGGGAAUGAUCAGCAUUCAGGGACCCAAGAGCCGAGAGGUUUUACAAGAGGUUUUGGACACGGACCUGAGUAAUGAAGCUUUCCCCUUCUCUAGCCACAAAGUUGUCAACGCAGCAGGACAUCAGGUUCGAGCCAUGCGUCUGUCUUUCGUUGGAGAGCUGGGAUGGGAGCUGCACAUUCCCAAAGACUCCUGCCUUCCCGUCUACAACGCCGUCACGGCCGCUGGCGCAAAACACGGCAUCAUCAACUCCGGCUACAGAGCCAUCGACUCGCUCAGCAUAGAGAAAGGGUACAGACAUUGGCACGCCGACCUGCGCCCCGAUGACACACCCCUGGAGGCGGGACUUGCCUUCACCUGCAAACUCAAGAGUUCCAUCCCAUUCCAGGGUCGCGACAGGCUGGAGAAACAGAAGGAGGAAGGACUGAGGAGGCGCAUCGUCUGCUUCACCACCGAUGAAAAAGUUCCGAUGUUUGGUCUGGAGGCCAUUUUCCGCAACGGAGUUCCUGUAGGUCACCUUCGACGUGCUGACUACGGCUUCUUUAUCGACAAAACUAUUGCUUACGGAUACAUCCGCAACCCUGAUGGAGGCGUGGUCAGCGCCGACUUCAUAAAGAGCGGCGAGUUUACCCUGGAAAGGAUGGGAGUGGUAUACAAGGCCAAGGCCCAUCUCAAAUCCCCGUUUGACCCUGAGAAUAAACGCGUCAAGGGCAUCUACGCUUGAGAGGGACCACACGUGUAAAAACUGAAUAAAACACGCUGGCUUGAAAAAAACAUGUAAGUUGAGGAGAUUUGCUGUGUUUUUUUACAUGCGGGUGCAGUUGUUUUUAGUCUUUACAUCUCUCAAAUACAAGCAAAUGUUUAUCAUUUUAUACUCUAUGUGUCAUUUGGUGCGACUGAAAUGAUGAAACCUUGAUUGCCAUUUAAAAUGUAGUUUGUCAUAGAUGGUGUAAAAUCUGCUUCAGAGUGGUUAGAAUCUGGUUUGAAUGAGUGCCAGUGUUGUUUAGUGAAAGAUCCUAUGUAAGUAGUGUCACUAUUGUACUAAUUUAAGAUGUAAACCAGUCCUGUUCUCUCUAAGAAUCACAGCAUUUGUGUUUUUGGUUAAAAUGAAAAAGGUUGUGGUCAAAUAGUCUAAACUCUGUCCUCGACCUUGUUGGAAAAACAUCAUGAGGUCAAGGAAAAAUGUGAAUCAAGAAGAACGUAAGAGCGGUGCUAAGAGAUAGGGAUUGACUGAUAUGGGUUGAUUUCUAUUGGGAUUUUUUUUGUAAAAGCCAAUACCAAUGCCAAAAACAAUAUUUGGAACCGAUAUACAUUAAAUGUAAUGUUUUAACAGCAUGUGAUAACAAGACUUCUUCAUUAAUAAGGGUGGCUAUGACUGAAAAUGUAAGAUAGAAACAGAAGUGGUGAAAUUAGGAUGCUGUUUAUGUGGGAUCGACUGAGAUUGAUCAUUGAUCUUCUAUAUUUUCUUAAUCUUUAACUGUUCUGUCACUUUUAUUGCCCACCAUAUCUUACAGAAUUAUCAAUUGUUUGCCAGACACCUUUUCAGGUUAAUCUGUAGCUGCUUUCUAACUGAGCCACUAGCCGUUAGCUUAGCUUUAGCCGCUGUUAGAGAAGCUAAUCUCCUGAUUUUUGGCAACAGAUUGUUUUUUGAGAUACAUUUCUGAGACCAAAGAGUGAUGACAGACAGAGAGAGGAGGCUGCAUUAGACCUGAAGUAGCGUAUUUAAUUUAUCAAUAAUCAGUCAAAAAAAAAUACUGGACCUGAUAAUUUUACCAUUGCCAAAUAUCGGCCAUGAUAAUCAAUCAGGCUGAUAAUCGGUCUAUCCCUGUUAUGACAAUCCAAAUGCAGGAAUAGAUCUUGACUUGAUAGAUCUUGAUGACACAGCAUCAUCUCCUCUCCUUUCAUAAAGGAUGUGCCAGUGGAUCGUGUGCUAAAGUAGAUAAGAAAUUAAAUAUUUAAGUAUUUAUCAGGGGUCCAACUCGGAAACUCUAACUUCCAGCUCAUUAUAGAUUUAGGAACCUUCUCAACCAAAAGGAAAAAAAGACUAUUUGACCACAACCCAACUUUGCUUUCACCUUUCCUGGAAUGAUCAUUAAGACUCAAAUAACUGUUUAUAUUCAAUUUGAUACCAGUUUUAGCAGAAAUAACAAAACUGAACAACCACCUAGAGUCAAAUCUAGCUAAGUCUUAAUGGAUUUUUAAUGCCUUCCUACUAAUUACCUGGGCAAAGUCUUAAUCUUCCCAGCAGCUGGAAUAGCUAUGAACUCUUUGGACAGUAUUCAUUCAAAAAUGAUUGUAGAUGUGGGUCAUGUUGAGUUUGUAAUCAAACGGCUAAAAAAAAGUGGUUCUAAAUGCAUGUGUGUUUACUCAAAGUAAAUACCAUAAAUUCUCAAUUAGUGGCCAGGUCCUUUGUGUACUGUAGCUGAAGAGAAAACUAGAAACUCCCUAAUAUUAGAGUCAAGCUAUUAAUUCUAAUUUUGUCCUCACAGUGCCCCACAGUAUAUUACAUAAUAUUGUGGCGCUGCGUGUUUCAUCUCUAAUUUAUCCUACGAGGCCACAGAGGCUCCGUAUUAGGAAGUGAAAGUAUUCUCAAACUGCUCAGCCGCCCUGCAGGCAGCUGGAGUCAGACUACACUGACUGAUGUUUGUGCUGAUAAAAUGACUUUUACUUGCUUGUAUGCAAUCUAAAUCGGAGGCAGACAGCUUGAGCGUUUAUUAGAUGGAAAAGGGGAGGGGAAAAAACACCCCGAGGUGCAGAGUACCGGGGGACAAAACAUUUCCUGAAGAAGAAAAGACAGAAGAAGACAACAGUUAUCAGACCGAAGCUGUUCUGGAUGGAACCUCUUUUGUUUCCCAUCCGUCCCCGUGCUCUCCGGGGCUAAUCUGCCGUCGCUGCUGUUUGCAAACUCACUCAUUUUAGUUUAUUUAUUUAGCAGAUGCAUUGUUUUUUCAUGAGGCUAUCCAUCAAUUCAAGCAUCGCUAAAAGCUUAGCGUUUUAUCGUACCGUGGUGCUACAUCAGAAUCAGCAUUUUGUGUAUUUGCCUCAGCAGUUGAAGGAGCGUAAUUGCGUCUCAUUUUUACCUGGAUUACUUUAAUUGUGAAGCAGCAGCAGGAGGCAGUGAGCAACAGAGCAUUAGGAGCUGCUGCAGCCACAUUAAUUAUUAGCUUCAGUUGAAAAUAUCAGUAGAGAAAGGACGGUAUUAGUAGAAAUCAUGUAAUUAAUAUUGUGAGAAAAUUGAAAAUGUAGCUUAAGCUGAAUCUGCUGACUUUGUACAUCGUUAGGACAGGCCCUUACUUGAGAAUUGUUGGAGACUUUUAGUGCCUUUAAAAAAUCUGUGUGUUCUGUGACAUCCCAUGUUUGUUUGAAUAAAAAAAUCUUAAGCCGCAAAAACAAGAGAAAUCGCCAGUUUAGCACCUUUGACUUCCGUCUUUAAUGCAGGUGCUGGGAUGUACGGGAAUAAUUUUCUUAGUUUGUCACUUUUUAUAGAAUUAUCAAAAAAUGAUGCUUUCCAUCUUUGUUUAACUUACACUACUACGCUUAAGACUGAACAAACACCAAAGUUGGUCUGGCACGCUGUGAACAGCAGUGGGAAAGAAAAACAAGUGUGUCUAAGUAAAAGCAGCAUUUGUAUGUAUGACUCCUGCUUCCCUCUCGGAUGUUUGCUGCUGCACGUUCAGCACAAAAUGUUUACUAAUGUGGAAUGAUUCAUUGAUUCUGCCCAGAAGGCCAUUAAUCAUUGAAAUGGUUGUUCUCAGGAGUAGCUUAGGUUAAUAACAAGAUUUAUAUGGAAAAUGUGAAACACAUUGAUAAAACACUACUUCUACAAUGUGCCCAGAGGUUUUUUUUCCCUCUGGUGUGAUUUAUAUAAUUUCAGUUCCUUCCAUAGUGUGACAUGAAUAUUGCUCGCCAACGAUUCUUAAGCACAAAAACAUUGAAAAAAUUGCUGAUUGUUUGGAUUAUGCAUUUAUUGUUGUUGCUUUAGGAGAAAAUCUGAAGGCUGUGAUGAUCAAAGAGUAAGGAUUAAUCCAGACUCAUUUAUUCUGUGCAAAGGAAUUUGUGUAUUAAUAAAUUUCUCUUUACCCUUAAA